Closterium sp. Naga37s-1 is the source of this 417-nucleotide messenger RNA. The record is from the annotation of a GenBank genome assembly. NCBI's taxonomy places the organism in Eukaryota, Viridiplantae, Streptophyta, Zygnematophyceae, Desmidiales, Closteriaceae.
AUGGCACUGGGUGCUAUGCGGCGGCGCGUGCUGGCAGGGCUGACGGAGGUGGGGCAGGCGGUGCGCAGUGGGAGGGCCAGGUUUGUGAUGCUGGCGCCUAACGAGGAGGAGGUGCCUGGGAGGGGUGAGGAGAGGGGAACGGUGAUUGUAAAGGGUGAGGGGAGGGUUGGGAAAGGGAGAAUAUGUGUUGUGAGGGAGAGCAGUGCCCAAGUGCGCGGCCUUUAUGCUGCCCUCACAUCCAUCAUAUCAGGAUCCCCAUACAACCACCCUCAUCACAACCACCCACCUCAUCCCACCUCUGUUCCGUUACGUCCACCAGGCGGUGCUGCCCCUCCCAAUCGGAUGCAGCCACACGCAACUUUGAAGGUUCCAAACCUUUUCCACCCACCCCAUCCCACCCUCCACAGGCGGUCUUGA